AUGUCGAUCUUCAGCCUCCCAAAGGAGCUGCGCCUGCAAAUCUGGUCGCUCGCAUACUUCGCCUCACCGCCUCGGCUCGUGACAUUGCGCACCUCGCCCCACAACGAGCAACACACCGAAUCUACCUUCUGUCCACGAUACUCACCCACGCCAGCGCCAACAGUGUUCAACAUCUGCCGCGAAUCCCGGGCGGAGGCCGAGUACGAGGCGCGACGUCACAGGCACCUGAUUAGCUUACCCUCCCCGCUCGCUUCAGAGCCGCAAGGGUUCUAUUUUCGGCUCGACACGGAUGUCUUGUUCAUCGAUCUCGAGGCGGGGAACAAGCACUUCGACGACUCGCCUGAUGCCGGGCUGCUGGCCCAUUUCCUGGAAGCGGGAGGGUGUGAUGCGGAUGCGCUGAGGAAGAUUGCGAUUACGCAGAUUGUGCGUGUUGCAUUUGUCGACGGCGCGUUGAGCAAUUGCCUGAGGGAUUUCCCAAACAUCGCGUAUCUGGUCAUGGUGCUUGAUCUGAGAGAUAUGCGCUCGGUGCAGGAGAAGGAGAGGUUUGUACUUGCUGCCAGACGCAUUGUUACGCAGUAUCGGCUCGAUAUGCGGAUCAGGGCGAAGGCCAGGGGGGAGGUGUAUGUGCAUGAUGAAAAGCGACUUGAUCUUGAUUUCGCCCUACGGAAGGAUGGAGAACUUGAGGUUCUGAACAAGAGCGUCUGGGAGGGCUGGGGCGAACUGGAAAGAGGAUGGUGGAAGGAGGAUGUGCCGCAGAGGUACAUCGAUUUCAACUUCUGA
Molecule: messenger RNA, 780 nt
Organism: Didymella exigua CBS 183.55
Lineage: Eukaryota; Fungi; Ascomycota; Dothideomycetes; Pleosporales; Didymellaceae
Exons: 1
Coding region: 1-780 (259 amino acids)
Source: RefSeq, a predicted model, not a curated record